AUGGAUCAUUCGAAACGUCAUAGAAAGUUAAACUUAAACGCACCAAUCAUGUCUACAAGGCGUUUUGGUUCUGUCGUUGCAGACACAUCAAGUUCAUUAGGUACAUUUCAGAACACGAGUGAAAGAGUUCCGUUUUCGUGGGAGAAAGAACCAGGAAAACCGAAAGAUACGGAGAGGAAUGGCUCAAAAAUAGCACCCUGCCAUCGUUUGUUUCCGCGAAAAGAAGCAGCAGAAGCGGAAGAUCAAUCUGAUAUACUAGAUAAUGCUUGUGAUGAGAUGGAUGACAAAGAUGAUCUUUUCUCAGAUGCUAUGGAUGAUGUGUUUUCUUUAUCAGAAGCAUUGGAUAUUGUUCAAAGAAAAUCAGAGAAAGCUCAUAGUGAUAUCAACAGUGGAUUGAAACUAAAGCUUGCAGAGUGUAACGGCUACCAAUCUCCUACUUACCUGAUCAACCGUUUUCUUCCCGACGCAACCGCUUUGGCUGCAUCGUCGUCUGCUCUACAAUUUCAUAGUGAUUUCGCGGAGAAAGUUUGUGAUUCUUGUAGUUAUCCAGAGUGCUAUUUAUCUGAAUCAGGUAGACAUUCACAUUCAUAUGCUUAUGCUUCUGGUUCUUCUUCUUCAUCUCCAAAGGGCUGUGGUCUUGAAGUUCUCUUCCCUUGGAGAACUGUGAAGCACAAGUUUUGUGCUGUAGAGAGCCCUGUUCUGCCAUGCUCCACGGCUACGAAUCUGCCGAAAACUCAGCGUGACUCGAGACAGAAGAAACAUCGGUCGUCAGCGUACAUUCCUUGCACAAAUGUGAAGAAAGAUGUUUGA
Vicia faba (fava bean) is the source of this 810-nucleotide messenger RNA. NCBI's taxonomy places the organism in Eukaryota, Viridiplantae, Streptophyta, Magnoliopsida, Fabales, Fabaceae. The record is from the annotation of a GenBank genome assembly.